Molecule: messenger RNA, 2585 nt
Organism: Hydractinia symbiolongicarpus
Lineage: Eukaryota; Metazoa; Cnidaria; Hydrozoa; Anthoathecata; Hydractiniidae
Exons: 5
Coding region: 1-2367 (788 amino acids)
Source: RefSeq, a predicted model, not a curated record
AUGGUAAGGGUGACCACAACCGGAGGACGAACAUCUGCUGUUUGUAACGCUUCAACGAGCAAUCGAUUUGGUGAAGGCAAAACAGUAAAGACGAAAGCGGAAGAAAAGAUGUCAGACGAAGACUAUCAAUUAACUCCAAAAAGAGACUACGUACGUACUCGAGACACCAACGAUGGAGAAUACCAUAGAGAUAACGAAGACAGGCGGCAUAGAAGAAGAACAAAAUCACGUGAUAUAUCAAAUGACAGACAUAAAUCACGUGACAGAUCGAAAGAAAUAAAACAUAGAAAACGAGAUAAACUAAAAGGGCGAGAUAAAUCACACGAUAAAUAUAAAUCACGUGACAAUUCACGUGACCGCCGCAAUAAAUUACGUGAUGCGUCACAUGAUAGAUACAGGUCACGUGACAAUUCAUACACCAGGCACAGAAAGUCACAUGAUAAAUCACAUGACAGAGACAGAGCUCGUAGAAGAUCUAAAGAAACACAUCGGUCGCCGGAGGGUAAACGUCAUCAUGACAACAAAUCGAUUGAGCGCAAAUACCAACAAAGCUCGAAAAAAGAACUCGAAAGACGUAACCAGACAGUCGAAAGUAAUCGCGAAAAAAGUGUCGAAUUUGAACAAAGCUACGAACCACAUGAAUCCCCUACAAGGCGCGAAAGUCAAAAGUCAAACGGUCACUCUACAAUCCGGCGUCGUUCAGACGAUAUCGGCAGAAACAGACAGGGUGAAAACAAAGCCAAAACUGAAACCAAAACCGAAACGAGGCACUUUGAAAAAGACAGCUCUCUGGAAAAAGAAUCUGCAAGCUUUGACAAAAUUGAAAGAAAAAAAAUUCAUAAAAACGAAAGUGAUAAUCUUUCCCACCCAAGCCGCGACGAAGACAGACAAAAGAAAGACAAAAGAAGGAAAGAACGGAAAGAGAAAAAAACAAAAACAAGCAUUUCGAAAAGUCGGCUUUACCACUCCGAUUCUGAACUCGAGAGUAGAAACAAAAAAAGCAGAAAAACACGCUUCAAAACCGCAACCGAUUCGAGUGACAAAUCAGCAAUCGAGAGAAAGGAUGAUGCGAACUGCGAUAAACUUAUCGAUAUAAAUGCCUUGUAUAAUCUGUUCUAUCGAGACACAGACAUUCACAACGAAAGCGGAGUCAUAAAGGAAGCCAUGGUGCAAAAGAUGUUUCACGAGAAACAGAAUGACACUCCUUGUAAACAAACAACUCAUUCAGAGGUCAAACCUGUCUUGAUGGACCAGUCCAACGUUAGAAGUAAACUUAUCAAAGUUUUGUUUCAACGAGUCAAGGAUUUGUUAAAAGAAACCGAGGACUUGAGAAACGAAAGAAAAACGUUAUAUUCAAAAAUAGAUACGCUGACUGAUGAAGUGGAAAGAUUGAAACAGCGAGACAUACAGCAACUGGAAAAGGAGAAUCAAAUCAAGGAACGAUUAGAAGUUCUAGCGGAUGAAAUGAAGAUAACAGCUCAAGGUACCAGUUUUCGAGAAGAAAUACAGAACAUUUUGCAAAAUAUACAAAGCAAGUACCAAACACAUUGGAAAGAUCACGAAAAUAAAAUCCAUAAAGUUCAAACGGACGCUGAGAUAGAAAUACAACAACUUAUGAAAAACAUCGUUGGUAAGUACGUCCAGCUAACCGAAUUAAAAGACAGGACUAAAGUAGCUGCUGACGUUGUGCAUAAACAAAGCAUAAACGAGCCCUUGCACAUUGAUGUCGAGAAUAAGCGAGACAAGGAUAUCGCAAAUUAUUCGUACCAACCAACCGACACAAACACCUCAAAAUUAAACAAAAACAAUUUAUUACUGAAAGUAGCGGAACCGUUGAGAAAUUUUCCCGCGCAUUCUGGCAGCGAGAAAUCGGUAAGUACACAAGGGUUAAAGACCACGUACAAAUCUUACCGUACUUACGUUUCUGAACCGGAUGGUAAGGACUCGACUCCACCGACUGUGUCUACUGCUACGUCCGAUACUGACAGACAGAGCCUGGAGAGCAGACUCAGAAGUUUAGGAAUAAUCAACACAACUGAAGAAAGCAAAAUGGACGAAAAAUUUAGAACACUGGAAGAGAAAUCCACUUUGGUUCGGGAAAAUUCGCACUUACUUUCCGAGAAACUUAUGUUAGGACCAAAAUCUUCUAUAUUUGAAAUAUCUGAGACGUUGGAUAAACUGCAAUCGCAUCAAAGGACAGUACACGUGUCGGAAGCAGACGCGAAAAGGUGUUCACUUUUGGAUCAACAAGUGCUGCCAAAUAAGGAGUUUUGGCGGCAUAAAUUACUGCAGCCGAAGCCAUUGGAGAGUCUACGAAAUGAACAGCAAAGGAGACAGAAUCCUGACGUAUUACGUAAUCAAUAUUAAAACCCAUUACGCAUGCGCUAUAUCUAUUGUUCAUCCACGCUGUUUAGAAACACGCAAAAAUUUAUUAGGGAGAUACAAAGGACGAUCAACUUAGAAGUCUUAUAUUGGGACAUGUUUUAUAUAUAGUUACCAGUCUUCUGGAUAAGCUCAAAAACGGAAACAUAGUGAGAACCUUUAUGGCUGACACUUUUACCAUAAAAAUGAAUAUUAGUUCAGAA